Messenger RNA from Mizuhopecten yessoensis (Yesso scallop), 3372 nucleotides. Its product is annotated as DNA replication licensing factor mcm4-A-like. Gene Ontology annotation, cellular component: nucleus; MCM complex. Gene Ontology annotation, molecular function: single-stranded DNA helicase activity; ATP hydrolysis activity; ATP binding. The record is from RefSeq and is a predicted model, not a curated record. Bases 92 to 2788 code for a protein of 898 amino acids. The transcript has 18 exons. Gene Ontology annotation, biological process: DNA replication; mitotic DNA replication initiation; double-strand break repair via break-induced replication. Lineage: Eukaryota; Metazoa; Mollusca; Bivalvia; Pectinida; Pectinidae.
CCGCGUUUUACGAACACGUGACAAAGUUUAUUGUUGGCUCCGGUGUUAGCGAAAGGGAGAAGGAACACAGAAAAAACAACAGAUUAUCAUAAUGUCUUCCCCUGUGACCCCAAGAAGAAAGAGCAAAAGGGGAAGGGAAGAGACCAGCAGUCCAACGCCAGAAGAAACAGAUCCAGUCACACCAUCAAGGCGCAGUACAAGGUCUGGAGCUUCCACACCUUCCACUAAAGGUAGUGCAAGGAAGCAGAGAGCCUCGUCAAAAGAUGAUGCCACAUCCCCUCCAAAGAAGGACAGGAAAAUUGACAGUUCUCCAGGGGCUGAUCUGGCCCCUUUACCCUCCUCUCCCUCCUCUGGGGCCCAACAGGAGUCGUCUCUGUUCUCUAGUCCACCACAGUCCAGAGCUGGGGCCCCAACAAGUGAAAUUGACCUGAGUUCUCCAUUGAAUUAUGGAACUCCCAGCUCAAGGGGUGGCCCCAGGACACCAGGAGUACUAAACACUCCGAUCCGCAGUCGGCCAGAUGUUCGCAGUGAUCGUAAGCUGAGACAAGUGACCAUUGGAGGAUCAGAUCCUAGUGAGCCAACUCGUAUCACCAGCGAAAUCACCAGUGACCCAAACGCUGGGCCACAGCUUGUGAUCUGGGGUACCGACGUUGUUGUCAGUCACUGUAAAGAAAAGUUCCGUCGCUUUAUUGCACGCUUUAUAGACAGAAAUGUGUCUGAAGAUGAAGGGUUUUCUGGAAUGGAUAUAAACGAACCCCAUUACCUACAACGUCUGGAGGAGGUUAAUGUGAUCGGUGAACCGUACCUGGGGAUCAACUGUGCCCACUUGCGCGACUUUGAUCCAGAUUUGUACCGACAGCUGAUUGCCUACCCUCAGGAAGUCAUUCCCACAUUUGACAUGGCCAUCAACGAAAUGUUCUUUGAUAGAUACCCAGACACUGUUCUAGAGCACCAGAUUCAAAUACGACCCUACAAUGCAGAAAAAACCAAGAAUAUGCGCUCGCUCAAUCCAGAAGACAUCGACCAGCUGAUCACAAUAAGUGGUAUGGUGACCCGCACCUCUUCGUUGAUCCCAGAGAUGAGAGAGGCCUUCUUUAAGUGCUAUGUGUGUGCUAAUACUGCUUCUGUAGAGAUUGACCGUGGACGUAUCGCAGAGCCAACACUCUGUACCAACUGCAAUACAAACCACUCCUUUGCUAUGGUUCAUAAUCGCUCCCAGUUCACCGACAAACAGAUGAUCAAACUCCAGGAAUCUCCAGACGACAUGCCCCCAGGUCAGACUCCACACACGGUGUCACUGUAUGCCCACAACGACCUCGUCGACAAGGUUCAGCCUGGUGAUAGAGUUACCAUCACUGGGAUCUAUCGUGCCACACCUCUACGUGUUAAUCCCCGCCUCCGCAAUGUCAAGUCGGUCUACAAGACGCACAUUGACACUGUACACUUCCGCAAGCUAGAUGCAACCAGACUGAGGGAGUGCACUGUUGACGAUGACGGACAUAAAGAAGCUGUGAUAAGCCAAGAAAGAAUUGAUUUCCUGAGAGAAUUGUCGAAAAAAUCGGACAUAUAUGAAAGAUUAGCCAGGGCAAUUGCCCCAAGUAUUUACGAAAAUGAGGACGUAAAGAAAGGAAUCCUGUUGCAACUGUUUGGGGGAUGUAGAAAAGAUUUCUCCAAUACAGGCAGAGGGAAAUUCAGGUCUGAGAUGAACAUUCUGCUGUGUGGAGACCCAGGAACAAGUAAAUCACAGCUGUUGCAGUAUGUACACCACCUGGUGCCGCGUGGCCAGUACACAUCUGGGAAAGGCUCGAGUGCAGUGGGUCUCACCGCCUACGUCACCAAGGACCCAGAGACACGACAGCUCGUCUUGCAAACAGGAGCAUUGGUUCUCAGUGACAAUGGCGUAUGUUGUAUUGACGAGUUUGACAAGAUGAGUGACAGCACCAGGUCUAUUCUACACGAAGUCAUGGAGCAGCAGACCUUAUCAAUAGCCAAGGCAGGAAUCAUCUGUUCUCUCAAUGCAAGGACGUCUAUCCUAGCUGCUGCCAAUCCUGUCGAGUCCCAGUGGAACAAAAACAAAACCAUCACAGAGAACAUUCAACUGCCUCAUACCCUACUCUCGAGGUUUGACUUGAUCUUCCUAAUCCUUGACCCACAAGAUGAAGUAUUUGACCGUCGACUAGCCAGCCAUCUUGUGUCUCUCUACUUCCGGUCAGAGAAGGAGGAGGAAGAAGAACAUCUGGACAUGAGUAUUCUGAAGGACUACAUGACCUAUGCUAAAAACUACAUCCAGCCCAAGAUCGGGGAGGAGUCUGGCCAGACAUUAAUCCAGGCCUACGUGGACAUGAGGAAGGUGGGCAGUGGACGGGGCCAGGUUUCAGCCUACCCUCGUCAGCUCGAGUCAUUGAUCAGACUGUCGGAGGCCCAUGCGAAAAUGAGAUUCUCUUCUAUUGUGGAGACGUGUGAUGUGGAAGAGGCAAAGAGACUGUACAAGGAGGCCUUGAAGCAAGCAGCAAUCGACCCCUCUACUGGCAAGAUUGACGUCACAAUCCUAACCACUGGCAUUAGUGGUGCUGCCCGCAAGAGGAAGGCCGAGGUUACACAGGCUCUCAAGAAACUGAUCCAGGAGAAGGGCAAGGUCCCCACUCUCAAACACCAGAAACUGUUUGAAGAUUUCAAGGAAAAAUCUGACUUCCCCAUCGCUCGCGAAGCAUUUGACGAGGCCUUGAAAGAGCUUCAAGAGGAGGACUUCUUGAUCGUGACCAACAAGCUGAUACGACUCUGUCAGUAAUAUGGAAAAAUUAGAAUGAAAAGUGCUGGAUGUCGCCAGGAAUAUGGAUAACUAGGGUGAAAUCAUGCAAGAUGUUGCGAACUUGGAUGUAAUAUUGUCAGUAAGAGUAGCACGAUACUGAUCAACAUCAGCAGUAACUGCUGGCUGGAUGUUGAAGAUUUGACAGGAAAGUUUUACUAGAAGUAACUUUAUCUGGUGAACUAUCAAACUCUGCAUGUGAUGGAUCUUAUUUUUCAUUGAGACAGUUGUACAUUUGUGGUUGUCAAAGUUGACAGAACAAGUUUCUACUUUGAACUGUUGCAGUGCUUGAUAUAAAGAAUUGAGAGUGCUCUAUGCAAAAUUAGGAGUCAGUACUUCAUAUAAUAUUUUGCUGUAUUAGGACAAGUAUGGAUAAGAGAAUUGUAAUUAUGCACACAGUUAGUGAAUAUAGCUAUGUACAUAGAUAUUGUUAAUGAGCUCUUCAGGAGUUGAACAAAUUGUUAUUGAGAAAUAAUAAUUAAAUGAAUGUUGGAAUUUCAUACUGAAAAAUUCAAUGUUACAUUCAUUGUGUACAGUUUAUACCUAAUUAAAUACUUAUGUCAGGA